Glycine soja is the source of this 1323-nucleotide messenger RNA. Its product is annotated as mitochondrial thiamine diphosphate carrier 2-like. The record is from RefSeq and is a predicted model, not a curated record. The coding region runs from base 280 to 1266 and encodes 328 amino acids. Gene Ontology annotation, biological process: thiamine pyrophosphate transmembrane transport. Lineage: Eukaryota; Viridiplantae; Streptophyta; Magnoliopsida; Fabales; Fabaceae. Gene Ontology annotation, cellular component: mitochondrial inner membrane. Gene Ontology annotation, molecular function: thiamine transmembrane transporter activity. The transcript is spliced from 8 exons.
AUUAUCAAUAUUAUUAGUUUUUCUGUGUCUGAGAGACUGCUAAAUUCCUGCAACGCCUCUGAUCAGACAGAGGCGGAGAAACUCGCCGCCCUCAAAAAUCUUCCCAAUCAAAACUAGGCGGCAACAAACAACACAACAGCGCCUUUUCCCUUUCCCUUUCUCUCACUACUUUCUCUCUCUACAACCUCCAAUGUCCCCUCCCUUCUCCAUUGCCUCCUUCCUCGUCCUCUCUCGCCGGUUAUAGUUGGAAAAAAAGGAAGGGUUUUUACUUUGGCGGCAAUGGAGGGGGAACCGAGCCAACUGAAGCGUGCCGCGAUUGAUGCCUCUGCUGGAGCUAUUUCCGGUGGCAUUUCCAGGACAAUCACGUCACCUCUCGAUGUUAUUAAGAUUAGGUUCCAGGUUCAACUAGAGCCCACAUCUUCAUGGACUUUACUAUGCAAGGAUUUGUCUACACCUUCAAAAUAUACUGGCAUGCUUCAAGCAACCAAAGAUAUUUUUAGAGAAGAAGGCAUACGGGGUUUUUGGCGGGGCAAUGUGCCAGCUUUGCUCAUGGUUAUGCCAUAUACAGCUAUACAAUUUACUGUUCUACACAAGUUGAAGACUUUUGCCUCUGGUUCUUCCAAUACAGAGAAUUACAUUAAUUUGAGCCCUUAUCUAUCCUACAUGAGUGGAGCAUUAGCUGGGUGUGCUGCUACAGUAGGGUCAUAUCCCUUUGAUCUUCUCCGAACCAUAUUAGCUUCCCAGGGUGAACCGAAGGUUUAUCCAAACAUGAGGACAGCAUUAGUUGAUAUUCUGCAGACUCGUGGCUUCCGAGGCUUGUAUGCUGGACUGUCACCAACCCUAGUUGAGAUUAUACCAUAUGCAGGUCUACAAUUUGGCACCUAUGAUACAUUUAAACGUUGGACCAUGGCGUGGAAUCAUCGUCAAUAUUCAAAUCCUACUGCAGAAAGCCUCUCUAGCUUUCAGCUUUUCCUGUGUGGGUUGGCUGCUGGAACAUGUGCCAAGCUCGUCUGUCAUCCACUUGAUGUGGUCAAAAAAAGAUUUCAGAUUGAAGGUCUUCAAAGACAUCCAAGAUAUGGAGCUCGGGUUGAACAUCGUGCCUACAAAAAUAUGUUAGAUGCCGUGAAAAGAAUAUUACAGAUGGAGGGUUGGGCUGGUCUAUAUAAGGGGAUAGUCCCAUCAACUGUUAAAGCUGCACCAGCUGGUGCUGUAACAUUUGUUGCGUAUGAAUUGACAGUAGAUUGGCUGGAAUCUUUUUUAACUUGAUUUUUUUACCAAGGGGAAGAAGGGGAUUUUUUUUUUUUUUAAUCUCAUUCUUUUUUA